AUGGGUAUUCUUCUGUUCCUACUAUCACUUCUGGUUACCAUGGCUAGAGGAGGUCCGUAUGCAGCACUGGCCAUGGAAAUGAAAGGGACCAUGGUGCCUUACUAUGCCUCAACUUCUGAGCUGAAUGCCUACUGGCAGUCAGUGUUUCCCAAGGCACCCAUACCGUCACCCAUACUAGACCGUUUCAGUGCACCUUCUGGGUCCAUGAUCAACCUCUACAUCGGCAGGGCGAACAAUGCUCGGCCUCUUCGUCGCGACAUCGCCGACUUGGUCCCUAUGUCCACCAAGAACUUCACCGCCAUCAUCGCCAUGUUCGCGCCGGUGUCCUUCUCCAUGGCCCGCGACAUGUGGUCUACUCUUAACUCAUGUGAACAUCCCCGCGAAGUGGCCGGUGAGCAGAAGGCUUGCGCCACAUCCAUAGAGUCCAUGCACGAGUUUGCGGCGUCGGUGCUAGGGACGCGCGACCUCCAUGGCAUCAGCUCACCGUCGCGUAUGUACAAGAUGGUGGUGGUGCGUGUGGCGCAUGGAGGCGGGGAGGCAAGCGUUGUGACAUGCCACAGCAUGAGCUUCCCAUUUGCGGUGUUCUACUGCCAUGCCGUCAACCCGACAAGGAUCUACGAGGUGACAAUGCAGAUAGAGGAGAACAACAAUGUUACUGUCGAUGUUGCCGAAAAUGGUGCGAGCGUUGGCAGUGUGCCACCCAGACACAUCGGGGUUUGA
This is a messenger RNA of Miscanthus lutarioriparius, 720 nucleotides long. Lineage: Eukaryota; Viridiplantae; Streptophyta; Magnoliopsida; Poales; Poaceae. The record is from the annotation of a GenBank genome assembly.